AUGUCUACACCUUCGAUAGCGACCACCCUCUUACCAGCACAUCAUUCACAAUAUGGUUAUGCUCACCAGAAUCCAUAUUCACCAUCUAGUCGCACAUACCCCGCAGGAACAACGACGAUGCCUGCACCGCAACGGCUGACCACAUCGUACCAUUCCUACCCGGCUACCGCUCAAUAUCCACAACCUCAGCAGUCCCCAGGCUCGUACCGACCGCCUUCGAACAUGUCAUCCAUGGCUCCUUCUCAGUCGGCCUCCAGCGUGGCCGAUAGCAAUAAACGACAUCCGGACUGGAAUGAAUUUUACAAGAAUGGCGUUCCGAAGGAGAUUAUUGUUAUCGACGACGAUUCGCCAGAACCUCAACCUCCGGCUGACUCGUCCACCCGGCAGCAUAAUACAGACACCGCGACCUAUCCCUCGAAUGCCGGCAGGAAAAGAAAAGUUGAUCAAGGCUACGAAGUUGAAUACACAGACAGUCCGACAUAUUCCACACACCCGGCAAAAUUCGGCGCGUCGUCAUCAUCGGCCUCUUAUCACUCGGGUGAUAGGACCACGUCCCUGCAGACCGUGACGGCCCCGACGUCCCUUGAAUCCUAUGGCAGCAAUACUGCAAGCAACAGUUACGAAGACUUGAGAAUAGGCCAGAAACGGAAGAGGGUACAGCCACAGAAAGAAACCCGAGCACAAGCCAAACGAAAACAACAGGAGACUGCGGAUGCCUUUGCAGACUACAUCCCACCUUCGAAGCCUCUGCGAAAGGCUGCAGAUGUCCACGUUCCUGUCAUUCGUGAUAAUCUGCACAAGCACCAAAAGGUGGACGACGACGAUGGUCACUAUAUUGUGACACCUCAGACGCCACUCACAGAUCGAUAUGACAUCAUCAAGCUUCUUGGUCAAGGAACAUUUGGCAAGGUUGUCGAAGCCUACGACAAGAGGAAGAAGACGAAAUGUGCCGUCAAGAUCAUCAGAUCGGUCCAGAAGUAUCGUGAUGCAUCCCGCAUCGAGUUAAGAGUUCUCUCGACGCUUGCCCUGAACGACAAGAACAACCGAAACAAAUGCAUUCACCUACGUGAUUCAUUCGACUUCAGGAACCACAUUUGCAUUGUCACCGACCUUCUGGGGCAAAGCGUCUUCGACUUUCUCAAAGGCAACGGCUUUGUACCUUUCCCGAGUUCUCAAAUCCAGAGCUUUGCACGACAAUUGUUCACCAGUGUUGCCUUCCUCCACGAUUUGAAUUUGAUUCAUACCGAUCUGAAACCUGAGAACAUCCUCCUGGUGCAUAACGCCUAUCAGACUUUCACCUAUAACCGGACGAUACCAUCAUCUUCGCACACAACGUCCCGGACUGCUCGACAGAGAAGGGUCCUCCUUGAUAGUGAAAUCCGGCUCAUCGAUUUCGGCUCGGCUACUUUUGACGACGAGUAUCACUCCUCGGUGGUGUCGACUCGGCAUUACAGAGCCCCUGAGAUCAUCCUUCAGCUUGGUUGGAGUUUCCCUUGUGACAUCUGGAGCAUAGGGUGUAUCAUCGUGGAGUUCUUCACAGGCGAUGCUCUGUUCCAGACGCACGACAACCUCGAACACCUUGCCAUGAUGGAGGCUGUGUGUAAUGGAAAGAUCGAUCCUAAAUUGGUGAAGGCCGUAUGUGCUGGAGGUCGUGGCGCCAACGCGAAUCCUGCCGCCAAGUUCUUCAACCGCGGAAAAUUGGAUUAUCCCAACAACGAAACCUCCAAGGCAUCCCGGAAAUACGUCAAGGCUAUGAAGCAACUCCAUGAAUUUAUUCCCGCCAACACGUCUUUCAACCGGCAGCUGCUCGAUCUGCUGAGGAAGAUCUUUGUAUAUGACCCAAAGCAGAGAAUCACGGCAAAGGAAGCGUUGAAGCACCCCUGGUUCAAGGAGACAUUGGUCGACGACGGGACAGAAGCGAUACGAAUACGCGAGGAACGUGCCAAUGCUACUAGUAUUGGACCAGAUGCUAAGCGACCACGGGUGUGA
Molecule: messenger RNA, 1989 nt
Organism: Capronia coronata CBS 617.96
Lineage: Eukaryota; Fungi; Ascomycota; Eurotiomycetes; Chaetothyriales; Herpotrichiellaceae
Product: CMGC/CLK protein kinase
Exons: 5
Coding region: 1-1989 (662 amino acids)
Biological process (GO): protein phosphorylation
Cellular component (GO): nucleus
Molecular function (GO): protein kinase activity; ATP binding
Source: RefSeq, a predicted model, not a curated record